UUCACACUCACACCCACAUACAGUCACACUCACACAUCCACGUAUGCACAUUCGUGUGGCGUGGAGCACGUAGCUGAGAUUUUUCCUGCAUUCAGCAUUCAGGCAAAAGGAAAAACUUCAUCAUCGCAGCGCGCUCUGCUGGGAUGCUUGCUGUCAGUGUGGCUGUCAAGUUGCUCUGUGCAAUUGUCAUGCCCUGCCUGGCCAGGUUUCUUCUUUUUUCUUUUUUUGGGCAUCCUUUUGCUCUGCUAACUGUCAGCGGUUGUAACUCUGCUUCAUUACGUUUGCCGUUUACCGUUUACGGGUUUACGGUUUGCCGUACGCAUUUGCCAGCUAGCUACCGUUCUAGUCAGCAGCAGCAGCAGCAGCACCUUCUUCUUCUUCUUCUUCUCCAGCUGCUGCUCAUUUUGUCAUCCAGGCAUCCUGCUCGCAUUUCGUGUGCGCCGCUUUUCUUCAGCUGCAACUGCGUGUAAUCCACGGCCAUUCGAGUCCAGAGAGUGCCAAAAAAAAAAGAAGGAGAACUUCUGGUGCGGCACACAAACUGAGAGAUGAUACGGCAAACUGAAUUAGCGCUCUACGAAUGUGUCCUUCCUCUCCAAGGAACUAGUUAUAGGAUAGACGGCUAACUGCCUGGGCUGCCUUCCUGGCAUGAGAUUGUCUGCAGCUUUAAUUCAUUGCAAGGAAUUUUAAUUCAUUUUGUAAAACUUACGCUGAGCAGAUUACCAAAGUUAAAGUAAAUGCAGCACGCGAACGGCGAACGGCGCAGAGCAAAGUGUUUCUAAUGCUCAAUUAACUAAGUGCAGCUGCUCCUCCAGCUUUCAGCUCGAGUAAUUUCCUCCUUCAGCCAUGAGUAUGAAUUACUCUUCAUUUUUUUUCUUUGCUACUACCUUCUGCAUUGACUGCGGUCGCAUCUUCUUCGUCCUGCUGACUUUUUAUCAUCAGCAUUUCUUCUUUCCAUUUGACAUUUAUCAACGUUUUUCUUAGC
This is a messenger RNA of Drosophila navojoa, 982 nucleotides long. RefSeq lists its product as uncharacterized. The record is from RefSeq and is a predicted model, not a curated record. Lineage: Eukaryota; Metazoa; Arthropoda; Insecta; Diptera; Drosophilidae.